CCUAGCUUGUUCUCAUUCAUUUCAUUUUUCGUGGUUUCAAUCUCUGGCAUAAGGCUCCCGCGUCGCACCCCACUCCUCCCCUCCAAACCCUCCCAGCCACGCUCCCUCGCACGUGAGGCUCUUGCGUCGCAGCAACAACUCCGCAAUACUUGACUCGAGAAUGAGCCAUUCAUUCAUUCCAAGGGACGACCCCUGACGCUUCCACUCUUUCUUUGGUGGCGGCGUCGUUUUCUCUCCGCUUUACCCAUUCAUUCAUUCACGUUCUUUGUAAGUCCCCUUUACUCCUUCUAUCAUCAUUGGUAAGUCCCCUUUGCUUUUGAUUGCGAUCGUUUGUGCCCGCGAGAGUUAUUUUUUUUCUCAUUUGGAUAUUUUGCCGAGCACCUGGUGCAUGUAAAAUCAAAAGGUGCAAUGCAAUGCGAUGUGAUGCGAUGCGAUGCACAGUAGUAGUUUAAUAAUGUAGUGUCUCUUAGAGAACUAGUGGAGUGUGUUGUGAAGCUAGUUAAUCUUCUUUUUCUUCUCUAGUUUGACUUGCACGUGCUAAUAUUUUAUUACAUACAAUUUUUGUCUCUUUUUGUGUGUGUUAAUUCCGGUUUUAACAAAAAAAAAAUUGAAAUUAUAUUAUGUACUGUAUUAUUUGAUUUAUUUUGUCAGACAUAUUUACUUGGUGAUACACCUGCUGGGCUUAGAGUAUUGAGGGAGAAGGAGCUGAUAAAUCUUAGAGGUGAUGGGAAAGGAGUUAGAACAUUAUCUGAUAGAACAUAUGAUUUCGAUACAUAUAACGAUCUGGGAAAUCCAGAUGAAGGAGUUGAGCUUACCAGACCAACUCUCGGUGGAUCCCAAAAUCAUCCAUACCCAAGACGCUGUCGUACUGGCCGCGCUCCCACUGAUAUAAGUAACAUUAACAACUCAAUCACUAAGAACUGAUUCUUACAUGUAUAAAAAAAUUGACCAUUCACUUUAUUAUAAGUAUAUACUAAUACAGUUCUUAAGGCAUUGACUGUGCCAGGAUUUUUUUUUUCUAAAUUACGCCUAAAAUACUCUCUUUUUUUUAAUAAAAAAGUUAAUGGGUGAGGAGAGAAUUGAUGAGUUUUACGUUAUACAAGUUACUUGGCAUAUAUAACACAGUAAAUUGAUGAGUGUUACAGAUAUGCAUGCUGAGAGUCGUGUGGAGAUGCCACUGCCUAUGUACGUACCAAGAGACGAACAAUUUGAUGAGUCUAAGCUGAACACAUUCGUAAUCAAGAGGCUCAAGGCAGUGGUCCAUAACUUGAUCCCUGGUCUUAAGGCUAGUCUUUCUGCUAAUAACCAUGACUUCAAUAGAUUUUCAGACAUUGACGACCUUUACAGUGAUGGCCUGCCCUUGCAAGAUGAAAUUUUGAAGAAAAUUCCAUUGUUACAAGUGCUCACAAAGAUACAAGAAUGCAGCCAGGGACUUCUUAAGUAUGACACUCCCAAGAUUAUUUCUAAGGACAAGUUUUCCUGGCUGCGAGAUGAUGAAUUUUCCCGGCAAGCAAUAGCAGAAGUCAACCCUGUUAACAUUGAGGGGCUUAAAGUUUUCCCACUGGUGAGCAAACUCGACCCGGAAACAUAUGACCACCAAGAUUCUGCACUCAAAAAAGAGCAUAUUCUAGGACAACUUAAUGGCAUGACCGUGCAACAGGCAAUAGUGGAAAAUAAGCUGUUUAUGGUAAAGUAACGCGAUGUCUAUGUUCCAUUUCUUGACGGGAUCAAUGCCCUUUAUGGGAGAAAAUCCUAUGCUACCCGCACCAUAUUUUUCUUGAUACCGCUUGGCACUCUCAAGCCUAUUGCUAUAGAGCUUAGCCUCGGACCAAGUUUCGGAUGAAAACGUGUAGUUAUUCCUCCUGUGGAUGCAACUACAAAUUGGAAGUGGCAGCUUGCCAAAGCUCAUGUGUGUGCCAAUGAUGCUGGGGUGCACCAACUUGUUAACCAUUGGUAAGCGAACCAUAUAAAGUAUUUAACUACAAAUUACAUGCACGUAGAUAAUGAGACUAAGAAGAUUUGUUAAUGCAGUGAUUGUUUUUCCUUUCAUUUUUAAUGAGGCUAAGAAGACUUCUUAAUGAAACUAAAAGUAUCUACUUGGUUGUGCCAUUGGCUGCAUUUCUCUGGUUCAUUUGCUGAACUAAAUUGAUGUUGCAGCUCUAAAUGCUAUUGUAUCUCACUUGUGUACAUCCUGUUUUGUUUCUUCUGCGGUAGGAUAACAAAUUUUGUAAUUCAUAUAAGUGUUAGGUAUUGAUUUGGACAGUAAUUCCAUAUCUAAAAGGGUCUUGUUUCCA
Glycine soja is the source of this 2294-nucleotide messenger RNA. RefSeq names its product linoleate 13S-lipoxygenase 3-1, chloroplastic-like. The transcript is spliced from 3 exons. The coding region runs from base 1133 to 1696 and encodes 187 amino acids. The record is from RefSeq and is a predicted model, not a curated record. Gene Ontology annotation, molecular function: oxidoreductase activity, acting on single donors with incorporation of molecular oxygen, incorporation of two atoms of oxygen; metal ion binding. Gene Ontology annotation, biological process: lipid oxidation. Lineage: Eukaryota; Viridiplantae; Streptophyta; Magnoliopsida; Fabales; Fabaceae.